AUGCACUCGUUACAAGCGGCAAACGCCCACUCGCCGAAGGCCUUACCAACUCGUGAAGCUACCCCUCCGUCUUCUUUCACUCCAGAAUCGGACGCAGAUACAACGGACGACGAUGGUGCGGAGCUUUCUGCCUACGAGAACGCCAACGAUGACGACCGUCCUCGCGGCUCAUCUCGGCCCUCGUACGCUUACGAAACAAGGCCUCACGCUCCGGAUACCUUGCCAGAGCAAUCAACCUGGUAUCAAUUCGACACUGCGGUACUCGUCGCGCUCGCCUCGUGCCUUGGGAACUUCCUGACUGGUGGAGACCACCUCAAAAAUAUACUCCUUGCUGGCUUGCUAGUCUUCUACCUUCACCAAAUUAUUGAAGUUCCCUGGCGACUCUAUCUUUCAGCCCGCCCUCGAGUUACUCAUGCGCAGCACACACAAGAUAACUCAGGGCAUCGUCAAUCGACCCACGCCGCCACUGCCCUUCGCCGUCGCGAGCUCAUGCUUCUCGCCUUUGCCGUUCUGUCCCCCUUCCUCGGCGUCACCCUCCUCACGCGCGUCACCGCCGCAGCGACCGGCGACCCACACGCCCUCUCCUGGUUCUCGCGCACGCUCUUCGUCCUCGCCGCCGGCAUCCGCCCCUGGCGCCACCUCAGCGAGCGGAUCUCCUCCGACAUCGACUCCCUUCACACCGCCGUGCACUACCCUCCCAAGGACCGCGGCGCGGACGUCGAGAAGGAGCUCGCAGAGCUGCGGCACGCGGUCUCGCGCAUUGAGCAUGCGCUGGUGCGGCUGAACGACCGGUCGCAAGAGGUCUCUGAGUACGUGGACGAUGCGCUGGAUAUCGUGGAGCGGCGCGUAAGGAGGCAGGAGCGCCGGCUAGAGAAGAGGGAGAAGGCGGCGGCUGCGGCUAGGGCGGAAACGGUGUUCGUGGAGGCGCCGAAGCGCGCCUCGCCGUCGUUGGCGUCGUACUUGCUGCCGUGGUGGAUGAUGCAGUAUGGAAGCGGCGAUGCUCAGGGCAGCGCGAGCGGUGGAGUGGGUAGCGCGAGCGGCGGAGUGGGUAACGCUAGCCAGACCUCGGCUUUGGCGAGAGGGAAGAAACCCGCCAACCGCGCAGUGACGCUGGAGACCAUUCCGGAGGAGGGCGUGCUCGCGCCCUCCCCGGCGCGUCGGCCUGUGCCUCCAACAACGGGGAGCACCCUGUCGCAACUCUUGACGCUUCCCCUUCGCGUCGGGCUGAGGCUGCUGGGUCUUGGGUGA
This is a messenger RNA of Schizophyllum commune H4-8, 1248 nucleotides long. RefSeq lists its product as uncharacterized. Lineage: Eukaryota; Fungi; Basidiomycota; Agaricomycetes; Agaricales; Schizophyllaceae. The coding region runs from base 1 to 1248 and encodes 415 amino acids. The record is from RefSeq and is a predicted model, not a curated record. The transcript has 2 exons.